Messenger RNA from Plectropomus leopardus (leopard coralgrouper), 4071 nucleotides. It is a transcript of the gene pwwp2a, whose product is annotated as PWWP domain containing 2A. The record is from RefSeq and is a predicted model, not a curated record. Gene Ontology annotation, molecular function: chromatin binding. Lineage: Eukaryota; Metazoa; Chordata; Actinopteri; Perciformes; Serranidae. Gene Ontology annotation, cellular component: chromocenter; nucleus.
UUGGGGGGCGGAGCUUUGUGCCGCUCGGCAGCACAGCGGGAGAAAAUGGCGGCCGUGGCUGCGGAGCCAGGAGCUGCGGCGGUUCACCGCGCGACAAUAACCGACGAGGCCCCGUCGGAACCGGGCCCGGGCGAGACGGGACGCCCCGGAGCUCCGCCGGAGCCCGACGGGACGGCCCCGGUGCCAUCCGCGUGCCACCCGGAGGACGAUGGGGAGGCGGAGGAGCGCCGCCAUGUCAGGCCGGAGCUCGAGUCCGCGGCGGGAACAGCGCGCUGCGAGGACGACCCGGACCGGCUCUGUCCGGGGGCCCCGGGGGACUCGGAGGGGCUGGAGCGGCUCUCUGCGGGGGUCCAGGGGGACCCGGUGUCGGUGCCAGAGCCCUCCCCCUCCUCCGCCGUCUUCCUGCUCUCCUUCCCGGCGCCGCCGCCCCCGACCGAGGCCGGACUGUCCCUGGACGAACCCGCCGAGCCCUCCACCAGCGACCGGGCCGACACCUGGGACAGCACCCGGGACACCAGCCGGGACAGAGGCUACACGGCCCGCGGUCCCCCAGAGGACCCGGAGCUGGUCUACAGCCGCCCCUCGGCGGGCUCCGAGGAGCCGCGGGGCCGCUCCCCACCCUGCAGGCCGCCUGGGGAGGAACGGUCCCGGCCGGAGCUCGGAGCGGGGCCCGGAGCCGGGUCCGGCUCCCCGCAGGACCCAUUGAGUCCCGGGUCCGAGGUCCGGGUCUGCCUGGACCACGUCAUCGAUGACGCGCUGGUGGUGUCUUUCCGGCGGGGGGAGAAGGUGUUCUCCGGGGUCCUGAUGGACAUCUCUAAAAGGUUUGGACCGUACGGCAUUCCCAUCACGGUGUUUCCCAGACGGGACGACCGGAGUUCGCCUCAGAUGUCUGUGCAGUUGCCCCUGGUUAAAAAUGUCGACCCAUCAACCAAACAGGAAGAGCUCUCUGUGAGCCCUGCGUCCUCACCCCAUCCUCACCCCUGGACCUCCAAACCCCCGCCGCUGUUCCAGGAGGGGGCGCCGUACCCCCCUCCUCUGUUCAUCAGGGACACCUACAACCAGGCCUUACCUCAGCCACUGCCACGCAAGAUCAAACGGCCGAAACGGCGCUACCGCUGUGAGGAGCCCACCUCCAUCAUGAAUGCCAUCAAGCUCCGCCCCCGCCAGGUACUCUGCGAUAAGUGCAAAGGUGUAGUGGCGUCGGCGGGGCACAGGGAGUCACGGCGGGGCACAGUGGAUCUGAGGAGUGAGGAGGUGUCACGGCGGCGGCGACCAGCAGAGGGGCCGAUUUCCUCCGAGGUCAAACGGCUGCGAAGUGACGACAAGGGGGUGCGUCCCGCCGCAGACAGACGCUCUUCAUCAGGGAUACGUGUGUCGUCUUCAUCAUCUUCAUCUCGCCGCGUCCUGAGGGGCGUGGCUACAUCUUCGCCUGCCCCAUCCAGCCGCAUGUGUCUGAAUCUGAACUCUAAGAAAGUUCUGGCCAAAGGCUCGACUGUCGAUCGCUCCAAGGCACGGCAGGUUCUCAAGAAGCUGGCAAGGAAUUCACAGCCACCGCCACCGCCGCAUCGCCGGCCAAAAGACCAGAACCAGAACCAGGGUCAAAACCAGGACCGCACCAAGGCUGUGACCCGAGCCGCUGCCCUGCAGAACCACAACCAGAAGGUGCACUUCACUCGCCGCCUGCAGCACCUCAGCAGCGCCCCCGUCAGCUCGACCUCCCACACGGUGCUUCCGCCCAGAAUGCGCCUCAAACCACAAAGGUAUCGUACCGACGACAGCCAGGCACCCUCCUCCUCCUCGUCCCCGCCUAAACAGAGCACUCGCUCAUCGCCUCCCAAACCUGUUUUAAGCCCUGUCCCCACUUUGAAUCCAUCCUCACCUGUAGCCCCGCCCCCUCCCUCAACCACAGCUCCUCCCCCGGCAUCCCCCUCCUGUGCAGCCAGUGUUGCCGUGGACACACAGGAGAUCUGCACUCCUGGGGAGGAGGGGGCGGAGCAGAGAGAGGGAGCGGCGCCUCCUCCUCCCUGCGCCUCCUCCUCCUCGUCCUUAGAAUCCUCCCACUCAGAGUGCAGCUAGGAGGCCUUGGAACCCCCCCCUGGGCCCCCCCCCUCCCCCCCCCCCCCCUCCUCCUUGUUAGGGCCUCGCUGUCCAUCCUCUUCCUGUCCCUCCUCCCCUCUCACUAGAGCUGAUGGCGAGGAUAUGCAGGCUGGCGGCGAGGAGGAGGAGGAUGGCGAACUGAAGAGGCGUCGCAAGUCUUCCACGUCCUCCUCGUCCUCCUCGUCUUCGUCAUCCUCCUCCGUCUUUUCCAAGUUGGUGUCCAAGUGUUUGCUCCCUGACGGUCGGACGGUGUGCGUCGGCGACAUCGUCUGGGCGAAGAUCUACGGCUUCCCCUGGUGGCCCGCGCGCGUGCUCGGCAUCACGGUGUCGCGGCGUGGCGACACGGGGCUGGCAGUGCGGCAGGAGGCACGGGUCUCCUGGUUCGGCUCCCCCACCACCUCCUUCCUGCCGCUCACCCAGCUGUCGCCCUUCCUGGAGAGCUUCCAGUCCCGCUUUGACAGGAAGAGGAAGGGGCCGUACCGCCGUGCCAUCGCCGAGGCCGCCAGUGCCGCCAAACAGCUGACACCAGAGGUCCGAGCGCUGCUCACGCAAUUCGAGACGUAGCGUCAGCUACUGCUGCCCCUGCCCCACCCUUCCAAGCAAGCCCCGCCCAUAUGAGGAAGUGGGAGGAGCUUGUCCCCUCUUUUCAGACUGAUACCCGUCUGUUAGGGACUGACGGUAACAGACAGACAGUGUUUCCUGUUUCUUGUUCAGAGAGGAGGGGCAGGGCUUCUGAGUUACCUGUCACGGUGGGCGGGGCUUAACACCCCAUGUCUUCACUGAGGUCCUCACUUUCAGGCAGGUGUCAGUCGGUGGCAGCGUUUCCCCUCGCCGUCUGUUAAAGGGUCACUAACCCUGAUGAUGUCAUCAAAGGCUAUAAUGAAAGAAACUAUCUAGCUGUGUUAUGGGAAACGUAUGAUGCCGUUACUGGAAUAAAAGUCAGGAAAUCUGCUUUGACCUUUAAGAACUCCUGAAGGUUCAGCUUGAUUGGCUGAAUCACGAUAAUGUCCCGCAUGUACAUCAUCCAAGAUCAAAAGUCAAUGUAAACACUAAAAUUAAGCUUACUGUGGCCAUGCUAACGGCAGCUGAGCUCAGCUGAUUGGUUGAUCAGAAUGAUUGGCUAGUUCAUGUGGCGGCGAGGUGAAGCACUGUGAUGCGCUGACGUGUCACUUCCCUUUUUCUGCUGGUUCUCGUGGUUCUGCUGAAGAACAACAAACCUGAAAGUAAAAUGAUGAAAACUGUGAAACACAAAGCCUUGAUCAAUUUGAGGUCUGAGGUCCUAAACAAGGUCCAGAGCUUAGCGCGAGUAGUCCAGACGGUCUGAGGUCAUUAAUACAAAACUUUAUGGAACAAAAAGUUUCUCCUGGUGCCAAAAUCUGAAGAAAACUUCAAGAUGUUUACUAAGAAUUUCCGCUUAAAGUUAAGAUCUUGAUAAAGUUAAAGUUAUUUACAAAGUGUCUUCAGAUCUACUGAGGACAAACACCGAGAUGACAAACACUAGGCAACAGAGAGUUAAUGAAACUACAGAUGAGAUGGUGCAGGAGGACGUUUGUCCCACCGAACACAACGAUACCACACCUGAAAUAAAGGUGUCCUCACAUUCGUGUCCUCUGGGUGUCCGUAGGCCAGAGAUGUACUGGCUGGUAACGGUGCAUAUGCAUGAUGGCCAUCAUGCAUCCCCCAUGGCGGUUUGAACAUUUCCUUAAAAUAAACAUGACGCAGACAUGAGAUGCACCGUGUCAGUAACCUCUGGGGGGCAGCUUGGAGGCAGAGCGGCUGUGACAAAAGAGACAGAGAGACAGGUCUUCCCCGCUGUCGCUUUUGUCUUUAUCUAGAGGUUUUACUUUCUGCUGCCAUUAUCGCUGCCUUUUUUUGCUUUUCUCAUUACUAACACGAUGGUCACCUCCUCGAGUCUUGCCUAGGGCUGGGCGAUAUGGAAAAAAGUGUUAUCGCUUUUUUUUUCAUAUCAGUCAA